Oryzias melastigma (Indian medaka) is the source of this 5714-nucleotide messenger RNA. It is a transcript of the gene aldh1l1, whose product is annotated as aldehyde dehydrogenase 1 family, member L1. Gene Ontology annotation, cellular component: cytoplasm. Gene Ontology annotation, molecular function: aldehyde dehydrogenase (NAD+) activity; formyltetrahydrofolate dehydrogenase activity. The record is from RefSeq and is a predicted model, not a curated record. Gene Ontology annotation, biological process: biosynthetic process; 10-formyltetrahydrofolate catabolic process; one-carbon metabolic process. Lineage: Eukaryota; Metazoa; Chordata; Actinopteri; Beloniformes; Adrianichthyidae.
GCCGCGCGGCGUUCGCAUCUGCCUGUUACGUAACAGAGCCUCGCUUAUCAGAGCAGGAUAAUAAAAGCACAUUCGUGCACAUCAGCCCCGCUUCCCCUCAGAACUGGAUUGAAGGAGCUGCAGUUGUAUUUCUGCGUCCAAACAAAAUAACCAGGGUCAACGAUGAAGAUCGCUGUGAUUGGUCAGAGUCUGUUUGGGAAAGAGGUCUAUAAGGAGCUGAGGAAGGACGGCCACACCAUCGUUGGAGUUUUCACCAUCCCUGACAAGGAUGGCAAGGCUGACCCGUUGGCCACAGAGGCAGAGAAAGAUGGCGUUCCUGUGUUCAAGCUCUCCCGCUGGCGGGUGAAGGGUCAGGCCCUUCCUGAGGUGGUGUCUCAGUACAAGGCCACAGGUCCAGAGCUCAACGUUCUGCCUUUCUGCUCCCAGUUCAUCCCCAUGGAGGUCAUUGACCACCCGAAACACGGCUCCAUCAUCUACCAUCCCUCCCUGCUGCCUCGCCAUAGAGGAGCUUCAGCCAUCAACUGGACCCUCAUCCACGGAGACAAAAAGGGGGGCUUCACCGUGUUCUGGGCGGACGAUGGACUGGACACCGGGCCGAUCCUGCUGCAGAGGGAGUGUGAUGUGGAGCCCAACGACACUGUCAACACAAUCUACAAGAGGUUUCUCUUCCCCGAGGGAGUCAAGGGCACAGUGGAAGCUGUCAGACUGAUUUCCGAGGGAAAGGCCCCGAGGAUUACCCAACCUGAAGAGGGCGCCACAUACGAAUGCAUCCAGAAGAAAGAAAACUCAAAGAUCGACUGGAACCAGUCUGCAGAGGCGAUUCAUAACUGGAUUAGAGGAAAUGACAAAGUUCCGGGGGCCUGGGCCGAGGUGGAGGGCCAGAAAGUGACUUUUUACGGCUCCACUCUGAUUGAUAACGGCGCCACAGCGAACGGUCGGCCGCUGGAGAUCUUUGGCGCCAGCCGGCCAGGCGUGGUCACCAAAGCAGGCCUGGUGCUGUUUGGUAUCGACGGUGGGGCGCUGCUGGUGAAGAAUUUGCAGUUCGAGGAUGGGAAGAUGAUCGCAGCCUCGCAGUACUUCAGCGCUGGUGCCAGCGCCGCUGUGGUGCUGACAGAGGAGGAGAAAACCUUUGCAGAGCAGAUGAGGGCUGUUUGGCAGAGCAUCCUGAGUAAUGUGAGCCAGAUCGAAGACGCCACAGAUUUCUUCAAGAGCGGUGCUGCUUCAAUGGACGUAGUCAGGCUGGUGGAGGAGGUGAAGCUCCGAGCCAGCAGCUGUCAGCUGCAGAACGAGGACGUCUACAUGAAUACCACCUUCCAAGAUUUUAUCCAAAUGUGCGUCAGGAAACUCCGAGGCGAGGACGACGAAGAGGAGCUCAUCGUGGAUUAUGUGGAAAAGAACAUCAACAACAUGACUGUAAAGAUGCCUCAUCAGCUUUUUAUAAACGGAGAGUUUGUUGAUGCUGAAGGGGGAAAAACCUACAAGACCAUCAACCCCAACGAUGGCACGGCGAUCUGUGACGUGUCCUUGGCCCAGAUAAGUGAUGUGGACAGAGCAGUGGCUUCUGCCAAAGAGGCCUUUGAGGAGCAGGAAUGGGGCAAGAUGAACCCCAGAGACAGAGGCAGACUCCUCUACAAGCUGGCUGAUCUGAUGGAGCAGCACCAGGAGGAGCUCGCAACCAUUGAAGCCAUCGAUUCUGGAGCCGUUUACACUCUGGCUCUCAAAACUCACGUUGGCAUGUCUAUCCAGACCUUCCGCUACUUUGCUGGCUGGUGUGACAAGAUCCAAGGCAGCACCAUCCCCAUCAACCAGGCUCGGCCCAACCGUAACCUGUGUUUCACCAGGAAGGAGCCCAUCGGAGUGUGUGCUAUUGUGAUUCCUUGGAAUUAUCCCCUGAUGAUGCUGGCCUGGAAAACUGCCGCCUGCCUGGCAGCUGGGAACACGGUCGUUCUCAAACCUGCACAGGUGACUCCACUCACAGCUCUUAAGUUUGCCGAAUUGGCAUCGAGAGCGGGGCUGCCUAAAGGAGUGAUCAACAUCCUGCCUGGAUCAGGGUCUCUGGUUGGCCAGCGCCUGUCGGACCAUCCGGACGUCCGUAAACUGGGAUUCACAGGUUCCACUGAGAUUGGUAAACAAAUCAUGAAGAGCUGUGCAGUUAGCAAUCUCAAGAAAGUGUCUUUGGAGCUCGGAGGAAAAUCGCCACUCAUCAUCUUUGCAGACUGUGACAUGGACAAGGCUGUGCGCAUGGGCAUGGGGUCAGUGUUCUUCAACAAAGGAGAGAACUGCAUUGCUGCUGGACGACUCUUUGUGGAAGAAUCCAUUCAUGACCAGUUUGUUAAAAAAGUGGUUGAGGAAGUGAAGAAGAUGAAGAUUGGAGACCCACUGGAUCGUUCUACAGACCAUGGCCCCCAGAACCACAAAGCCCACCUGGAUAAGUUAGUGGAGUUCUGUCAUUUUGGUGUGAAGGAGGGAGCUGUGCUGGUUUGUGGGGGGCAUGCUCUUCAGCGACCAGGAUUCUUCUUUGAGCCGACUGUUUUCACUGAUGUCCAAGACCACAUGUACAUCGCGAAAGAAGAGUCUUUUGGACCAGUCAUGAUCAUUUCCAAGUUUAAAAGCGGGGAGAUUGAUGAGGUCCUGAGGAGAGCCAAUGCCACAGAAUACGGUCUGGCCUCUGGUGUUUUCACACGGGACAUCAGUAAAGCUCUGUAUGUUAGUGAGAGGCUCAAUGCUGGGACGGUUUUUGUGAACACCUACAACAAGACUGACGUGGCUGCACCCUUUGGAGGAUUCAAGCAGUCUGGAUUUGGCAAAGACCUUGGACAAGAAGCCCUGAAUGAAUACCUGAAAACAAAAGCUGUGACCAUUGAAUAUUAAAUCGUGCAGCACACUAGUGGAUAAAAACGGGACUCAAAAAGGAUCAUGCAGAUUAACUGAUAUGAUCAUAAUCCUUUGUCUUAACAUGAUGACUGAUUGCAUUAUUUUGUUAAUAUCCUAAACAUUAUCUGAUAAUUGUUAGUUCUUUUGAUGUACACAUGAUAACCUAAAUUCACAUUUGAUUUAAUUUACUGGAUUUCUUUUAACACAAAUACUGACAUUCGGUUUUAUAGAAUUUAUACAAACACAACUGAAUCUUCCCCUUUAAACAGAUCCAGUCUAUACUGGACAUUAAAUGUUUGUUUGUUAGUUUGUUCAUUUUGUCAUGGUUAAAAAAACCUUUACAAGGAAAAAUUUGAUUAAUAUGUAAAAAAACACAUACCUAUAUUAAAAAAUCAAAUUUGAUUUGAAUCUGAAAAGUAAGCAUCUCAACACGGAGUGCCAGCUAUCCCAGUUUAUUGUAUUGUACAUUUUUUAUUGUAUUUUCAAAUAUUGACUGUAAAAUAUUCUAGAAGCCAUGAAGAUUUUAUUAAAAUGACUUUUCAAGAUCACUUUCUAUAUUAAAUAAAAAGGAAUAUUAAAACAGUAACUUCACUCUAUUGCACAUUGAUUUUUGUGUGAAAGUUUUUGAGCUAGUCAGAAUUAUCAACAAAGCUAAGUAAUAUUAAUAAACAAAAUGUUAAAAAAGGGAAGACCUAUAAACAUGGUGGACAUUUUACAUCAGUAAAUAAGAAGACAGACAAGUUUACGUGCAUCCAGAAACGGUUAUUUGAUCAUUUGUACUCUUUGUUCAUUCGACGCGUAAAAGACGCGUGACGUGAUUUUGACCCUAAUGGCUUUCCAUACAUGAGAUAUGGGAAGAGAACGCUUCAUACACACAGCGUCCGUGGAUGAAGGUUCCUGUCUGCAGGGGAGGUGCGGAGGAAGACGGAUUCGUGGAGGGUUCUAACGAGUCCAGGUUGGUUCGGUUCGUGGGUUUUUGCCAGACAUUUGACUGAGGCAGGUAGAGCGGCUCUUCUUGUCUAUUUAUUUAGCAGCUGUUCGGCGUGUUUGUGAUGGAACUCGGAUACGUGUCUCGCUGCUGUAUUCAUUACAGACAGCGUUAUAAUUGGUGUGAACAUUAAGCACUCGUGUUAUGAAAUAUUUUUCUGAGAUAGGCGGCCUAAAUGUUAUUUUUGUGUAAAGGUGAAGACGGUAAUCACGACGAAAGUCUCCUCCGCCGCACAACCCGCCCCAGUCAGAAAAAUAACCCUGUUAUGAGACCACACAGAAGAAAGCAUGGGGCCAACUCCACCACUGCCACAUGUGCUGUUCCCCACAGCAGUGCUCAUGAAACCUCAGCACCUCAUGUACCCCCCCGGGUAAAAGAGCGCCCGGAGCCGAGGGUGCGAUCAGCUGCUCAGCACUGCGGACACACAGCAGCCUUCUCCUGCAGCUGCCCGUCUGAUUCCGAUCUGCCUGAGUGCCGCUUGUCCAGGCAGGCUGGAGGCCUGAGCAUCCACGAUCAGGAGGACAGUGACACAGACUUGUCUGAGGCUGAAAAACAUCCCGUUUCACCCUGCAGGCGAGUCCCACCACAACUUGAGCUCAGGCCAGAGGUCAUAAAGGAUGGCGAGUCCUCCCUCCAGAUCCACAGAUCCAAAAGACGUGGAGCAUUUGAAUUCCCAGACUUCCUCCCUCCACCUUUAAACUCUUGGAGUCUGAGCCAGCUGGCUGUUUUCUACAAAACGGAGGACAAAGCAGCGUCCCGGCCGAGGCCCGUGGGCCCUCUGGAGCGAUACCUGGAGAGGCUGCUGCAGCUGGAGUGGCAUCAGAUGCAGACUGUUCAAGAGGAGCGCGGCGAGUCGGCGGCGCCAGAGUCUACAUCCACCUGUUACCGGGCACCAACAGCUGCCUCGUCUCGCCUCAGCUCUCCAAAGUGCAUCCUUCAGUGUCAGCGUGCCUUCCUCCUCACUUUCCUCUCAUCUCUGGGCGGUCACCCCGGCCUGCUGUCCGGCUGCGCCUGUCCUGUCUGCCAGAGCAAAUAUUCCAGCUGCACUGCCUCCUGCUGCCGCUCCUAUCACAGCCGUCCGUCCAGAGUUACCUCCAUGCUGGAGCGCAGCCUCAGAUCCUCAUCUUUUGCCAAAAGGAGUUGCAGUGAGAGCCGCCCCACUUCUUCAGACAGGAGCUGUGGAGCUCCCCGGCUCAGCAGCCCCGUGAGAACCAGCAGCUACAUGAAGAGAAUGCAAGCUUCAGGAAACCUCCGAAACCCCAAUCAAGGUGCUACAACUCGAUCUCAUUCCACUGCCAGGGACACUGCCGACAGCUCCGGAAGGGGGUCUGUGUUAGACUGCAAGAUGGGAGUUUUAUGGAGGAGCACAGACUCAGAGCAGAGAAGAGACGGAGCGGAUCGACCUCCAAACAGAUCAGAGGAGAGGCGGAGCUUUUCUGAGUGCAGGAAAACCGGAGGUGAGCGGUCCAGAGCAACCGGCUCAAGGAAGCAGCAAACAAAAGCAGAUUCUACUACUGCCAACACAAAACCCAAAUCCAGACGCUCCCAAACCUGCAAGCCCAACAGAACCAGACAAGUGGAGUUUGUCACAUAAAAUGACUGCACCUUAAAGAGCAGAAUGUACAAUUACAAUCAUUUUUUCUUUGUUUGAAGAACUUUUUGGGCAAUAAUUAUUUAUUAUGAUUAGAUACUGGAGAUGAUUUUUUUCAGUUUUUGAUAUCAGCUGUCUGUAAAUGUAAUUUUAUGAAUGUUUUGAAACUGUUUCAGGGAAAAAUGUUUCAUUAUGUUUACAUGUGAAGAAACAUGGACAAUUCUAUAUGUUGUUGACAAAAUAAAUCUUUAAAUCUUUGUA